This is a messenger RNA of Triplophysa dalaica, 4105 nucleotides long. RefSeq names its product inactive dipeptidyl peptidase 10. NCBI's taxonomy places the organism in Eukaryota, Metazoa, Chordata, Actinopteri, Cypriniformes, Nemacheilidae. The transcript is spliced from 25 exons. Gene Ontology annotation, molecular function: dipeptidyl-peptidase activity; serine-type peptidase activity. Bases 96 to 2468 code for a protein of 790 amino acids. Gene Ontology annotation, biological process: proteolysis. The record is from RefSeq and is a predicted model, not a curated record.
GCAACUUGCAGCACCAACUAAAACAACGCUUUCAAGUACUAUAGGAGCAGCAAACAGCAAAUGACAUUGGACGUCAUUUCUGGACGGUCGCAAACAUGAUUGCCACCACGCAACAGAACAUGACAACUGAGCUGGAUUUGGGCAGCACGGGCGGACCUCCCCGAAACUGGAAGGGCAUCGGGAUCGCCAUGGUGGUCAUCCUGGGGGUCAUGUCCCUGGUCUUCCUCUCCAUUUUUCUUCUCACCCCUGAUGAAUCUCGUCUCCUGUUGCUCUCUCGUCUUACUGUGGAGAGCCUUGAAAACGAAGAUUUCAAAGUUCACAAUCCUUGUGCGACGUGGCUAAACGAGAACGAGGUGUCGGUAUGCACCCAGGAAGGUCACGUUCUAAUCCACAAUCUGAGCACCAAUGUCACAACCACGCUGUUAGACAACAGCACCCUGGAUCUGAAAUCCAUGAGGUUCCAGGUUUCUGCUGAUAAGAGGUUCAUCCUAAUGGCUUACGAUAUACGCCCUGUAUUCUCAAAGUCCUUCACUGCAUCUUUUGCAAUCUACACUGUGACCAGCGGGGAAAUUGAGGACCUCACACCACCAGAUGAGGAUGUGUCUGUACUUCAGUAUGCGGCGUGGGGGCCUCAAGGGAACCAGCUGGUCUUUGUUUUCGAGAAUGACAUCUACUACAAGCCCGAUGUUUCCAGCAAGGCGAUGCGUUUGACAACCACGGGCAGAAGUGGGCUGGUGCUUAAUGGACUGUCUGAUUGGACCUAUGAGGAGGAAAUACUUCUGAAAUAUCCUGCGUUCUGGUGGGCCAAAGACGGUGCACGGCUGGCGUAUCUUUCCAUCAACAACUCAGCCACGCCUUUUAUGGAGAUACCUCACUUCCUGGGCGGGAUCUAUCCAUCUAAUGUGGUCUACCCUUACCCAAAGGCAGGUUCCAGAAUCCCAUCAGCCAGCCUGUUUGUGGUGAAUUUAUACGGUCCAGCUCACACAUUAGAAAUGAUUCCACCCGACUCCCUAAACAACAGAGAGAGCUACAUCUCCAUGGUGAGUUGGAUCAGCAGUACUCGUCUAGCCCUGCGAUGGUUGAACCGGGUCCAGAAUCAUUCUGUGCUGUGUGUGUGCGAGGCCACGACAGGAGCCUGCUCAGAGAGGCACCAAAUGACGUUGGAUUUUUGGCACAACAAUCAACAACAGGACGAGCCGAUGUUCACAGCAGAUGGUUCCCUGUUUUAUCUCAUCCUGCCUGCCAAGCAAGGUGCCCGUGGGGAGUUUCUUCACAUCGCCAGUCUCCCCGCUCAGACUUUAACUCCUUCGGCUUCUCCUCGCUUCCUGACGUCAGGGAACUGGGACGUGACCUCACUAUGUGCCCUUGAUGAGGAGAACGAUAAAAUAUAUUUCAUGAGUACGGAGGAGUCGCAGCAGAGCAGACACUUAUACAGUGUGGAGCUGGGAGGAGUGUUUCAUCGCCAGUGUCUUACAUGCAACCUGUUCGAACAAUGUAACUUCUACAAAGCAGACUUCAGUCCUAACAAGACAUAUCUUACUCUCCACUGCUUGGGGCCGGGUGUCCCAAGAGUGACUAUUCACAGCACAAGUGACCCAUCCAAAUACAAAGUGGUGGAAGACAACAGCCUCCUUUCAACAUCUCUCGACACCAAAAGGCUUCCCGAGAUGCUUUACCGCACAUUUUCCACCGAAAACAACGACCUAGAUCUGAAGAUGUCUUUGCCCCCUGGAUACGAUGGAAACCUCCACCCUCUUCUUAUUAUCAUUGAUGCUGUUCCUGGUAUGCCGUCCGUAACGGAGGAGUUCUCCCUGGGCUGGCCGGAGGUUUUGUCCAGUCUGCACGGUGUGGCGCUUGCGUGGAUCGACAUCCGGAGCCGAUUGUCACAGGGGCAGAAAAGCAGCACUGUAGACCCUCGUAAACUAGGAUCCCUACGGAUCAAAGAUCAGCUCGGUGUCAUUGAGUGGUUGAAGCAGCUGCCGUACAUCGAUGGGAGAAGAAUAGCUUUGUAUGGAAAGGGCUUCGGUGGAUAUUUAAGUUUGAAGAUGUUGACAACAACUGAUCGGAUGUUUAAAUGUGCUGCUGUUAUGGCUCCUGUUACAGACUUCAAGCUCUACAGUGCCACUUUCUCAGAGAGAUAUCUGGGUCUCCCUGCAAAAGAAGAACAUUCCUACGUGACUGCAUCUUUGCUGGACGACAUCCACAAGCUUAAAGAUGAAAGUUUUCUCCUCAUACACGGGACUGCAGAUGCUCGUGUUCACUUCCAGCACAGCGCUGAAUUACUGAGUCGUCUGGUGAAAGUGGAGGCCAACUACACCCUUCAGCUGUACCCAGACGAAAGCCACAACUUAAGACUCGACCAGAGCAUCCAGCACCUACACCGCACCCUCCUACACUACCUCCAAAACUGCCUCAAACACGACCCCUUCCUCGAAGCAGAGGAGGAAGAAGAGGAGGAGGAAGAAUAAUCUCUUUCGCUGUGUCUUCUGAAGAGCCUCCAAGCACCAAUGUCUGACUUGUGUUAUGCCACCAAGAGAACAAAGAGCAAAUCUGGGCUCAGGAGGAUCAAAUCCACCAGCUAUUUACAGCCAAUACAAUUUUCAAAUAUCAUACCAAUGAGCAUAAAUGUCGGAAGAUGACAGAAGGGAGAUGAAGCAUACGGUCUACAAAUGAAGACAUAUAAAGUCAUUCAAUAUACAUCUUUGAUCAGGUUGUGGGUAAAUGGGUAAAAGAUGCUGCACAGGCAUGUUCGAUAGCCUUAAUGUGCCACCUUGUGGUGAACGAAACUUCUUCAAUAAACUGUUUGUGAGAUGCACCAUGGGUGGUAGGCUUUGAAGUAGCCUAUACUGUGAAAGAUUUGAUUGAAUUUAAAUUGCAAAAUAUUCUUGGAACCUGUCUCUUGAUAUGCAUGACAAACCGGCUGCAUGGUGCUGUUUAACGUUUCAAAAUCUCUGUGCCAAACCCUAUAGGAUCCUCUCCUAACACUGUUGAAAUCGCACAUUAGAUGUCAGCACGUAGUGUGCCCGGACGGCCUGUUUAAAACCCGGAGAGCAUCUUUAAAGCAUUGCAGUAUGGACAGGCUGUCCUCCCUAUAAGGGUAUAAAAUCAAUGGCACAAUCUCAACAUCACACUGCAUGCUGCUGUUUACAGAAGCCCUUACAUCAAAUCUCUACGUUGAGGCAUGCUGUCUGUAUUUUCACACUGUAUUUUCACCGGCAGACAAACAAGUGUUGUUUUGUCAUUGUCAUGCAUAUGCAGACAUCAUGUUUACAUAAGAACUGUGCCAAACACUUUGUGACCAAACCUUUCGAUAUUAAGUGAUGUUCUGAAUGUGGCAGGUUGUGCAUUUACUACAUUUUUAUUUCAUUGCAAUUGAUAUCCCUGUUAAAUAAGUACUGUGACGGUAGCAUGGUACGGUGGUAAUACUCGGGUGUUUUGAGAAUCAUAUUGUAUUCUUAUAACCAUAUUGCCAAACCUGUUUUUUUGUGUGGUAUUGACAUGCCAUCGCAACAAUAUUUUAAAGAGUAGCAUAAUACUACCAUGGACCAUGUUAAUAAAGCUAACGCAAUGUAAAAAUGUGCAAAAAAUGGAACUAGGAAAGUGGCACUUUUCUGGUUAAUUGUUAAUUAAUAAUUGAUAAAUGCAGGUUUGAGAAACCAGAAGUUCACCAGCUCAUAACACAGUGAACCCUGUUAAUCAAAAGAUAUCAUAAACUCAUAACAUAAAUGAUAACAGAUUGGACAAAAUAGCAAUAAAAAGCAGUAUUGAUACUUUGAAGUAGGUUAUAUUGCUUAUUAUUGUGAUGAAAUGCAUAUCACAGUGUUGUCACCUGACUUGAACCUUCUCAUUCGCCAAUCAAAUAUUUACUUGGGAAACUUUUUGUGACCUUCAUGUGUUGCUGAAUUGUAUGUAUGUAUGUAAAAACCUUGUAAGUUCCGUGCAAACCUUUUGAUGCAAGUUACAUAUUUCAGAAUGUUAUAUUGUACUGUUGCUCCAAGAAACUACAGAGCCAUGCCAAUGUCAUAGGCAGCAUGAUGUCUGUUUGAAUUGAACAUCCUGUAUCCAUGUAUUUGUUUUUGAUUCCCUUUUUCCAAUAAAGUCUUAA